GUUCAGUAGUUCCCCUUUGAACCUGAACCUGAAAAAAACCCAAAUAAAUACAAGUAACAAUAAUAAUAAAACUUUGGGUUUUGGGUAAUUUACAGAGAAAAUAAAAUUAAAUUAGUUAACAUGACGAAAUUAUCAGAAGAAAAACAAUUGGAAAGUGUGGAAAGUUCUCGAGAAGCAUGUAAAGUAUUUGCGAAAAGAAUGUUAAAAACCCAAUUAUUUAUCGGCAACUUCAUGGAAAAACGGUAUGUAGAUCCACUAAAAGCUUAUAGAGACGUAGUAAAAAUAGACUCGAGUGAAAAAAACUUUAUCCAAAACAUAUUAGCAGUCAAGAAAAAAGUGAACAAACAACUUGGAAAUAAUUCGUUUUGGCUGGGAAUCACUGAGCCGAACACAGUUGGAGCCCCAGUUGGGUACAACUUAUGGGUUACCCUUCCAAUAGAAGUCUUUGGAACUUAUUGGUUUAAAGUGAGAACUGUAGAAUUUCUAUAUAACGAAAUAAGACUGAAAUUAGAUGUUGUACGAACGGUUGGAGAUAAUCCAACUUGCAGUGCUUCAGAUGUUGAGGACAGCAGAGAUUUCGAUUUGGUGACCACCGUCCAAGAUUUAUCAAACAAUUUCAAAUCUGGUUUAUUUGAUUUUCUCAAAACCAACAUAACUUUAAGCAAUGUCAAAGAAACUGUGAUAUUUUUAACUAUAUUGACUGGCACAAUAAUUGCAGGAGGCAUAAACCUAGUCAAAUACCUUAUGGAUUAUUUAUUGAAAUUUAUGAGAGAGGCUUCUAGCUUCAUAAAAGUUUGCACCCCAAUUAUAAUUUCCACUAUGGACUUAUUAAGGAAGAUGUUGCACAUGUUAUUAGCUUUUAUAAUAACUUUAGUGCAUGGAAAACCAAAACCACAGCAGCAGCUUCAAUAUCAGCCUUAUGCAGACCCGAAUUUUAUUUAUGGUAAUAGAAGAGCAAUUGGUUAUAAGAGACCAAGGUCUUCAGUCACUAUAACACCAUUAGAUUGAUGAAUAGAAAUUUAAUUUCAUAUUGCAUAGAAUUUAUAUAGAUCUUAUAGUUAACUAAAGUUUUAUUAUGCAUUUUUAUACUCAUAUACCUAAGCUUAUCUUUUCAUGACAUCUUUUGGACAGAUCUUAUAGUUUGGGGACAAUCAGUUUUUCCUCGAGUUUUUCAUUAAUAUAGUAUUUAACCAUUAUUAUUGAGAUUAUUAUGUUUAUUUUAUUUGUUCAAUUACAUAUAUAGUUCCUCUUAUAUGUAUGAGAUUGAUUUGUAAAUAAACUAGAUGUAGUGAA
This is a messenger RNA of Ceutorhynchus assimilis (cabbage seed weevil), 1293 nucleotides long. Lineage: Eukaryota; Metazoa; Arthropoda; Insecta; Coleoptera; Curculionidae. The record is from the annotation of a GenBank genome assembly.